Lathyrus sativus (Indian pea) is the source of this 606-nucleotide messenger RNA. The record is from the annotation of a GenBank genome assembly. Lineage: Eukaryota; Viridiplantae; Streptophyta; Magnoliopsida; Fabales; Fabaceae.
AUGAGUAGUAUUGAUAUAGUGGCUAUGAGAAAUGGCCCCAAAUUGAAUAUGGAUCAAAAAGAGAGCCUCAAUGCUCUUGUUACUGAUGCGGAAAUUUGGAAAAGCCUUAAAGGUAUGAAUGAUCUCUCUGCUCCUGGCAUUGAUGGAUUUAAUGCUAAGUUUUUAAAAAGCUAUUGGGACAUUAUUAAAGAGGACAUCAUCAAGACAGCCAAACAUUUUUUUGAGAAAAACAAACUUUACAAAGCUGCUAAUUGUACCUUGGUCACUCUUGUUCCUAAGUUCACUGCAACUACUUUGAUAAAGGACUACAUACCCAUAUCUUGCUGUACUGUCUUUUAUAAAGUGAUCUCUAAGAUUAAGGCUAGUAGGUUGGGAAAAGUAUUGCCUAGUAUUGUUCAUAGUAGCCAAGCAGCUUUUGUGCCUGGCAAGAAGAUCCAUGGCCAUAUUCUAAUGGCUUAUGAGCUGAUUAGAGGUUAUAGCAUGAGAAGUGGCGCCCCUAAGUGUUUUAUCCAAAUAGACCUCCAAAAAGCCUAUGACACUGUUGAGCGGAACACCUUAGAGUCCAUCAUGAAAGAGCUUAAUUUUCCUCAGAAAUUCAUAGGGUAG